ACUUUUGUGAGGUGCGAUUACUGGGCAGCGUGUUCAACCAAGCGAUAUAUAAUCCAAUUACAAGUAAAUGCACAUUUAGAUUAGGCCUGAUAAGUAUUGGUCCGUUUAGCGAGCAAUUUUUUGAACAGUCAACGUUAGUAGAUUCUUGGGGAAACGUUUAGAUUUUAGAAGUCGCUGUGAAUUAGACUUUAGUGUCGGGGUCUGUAGUCUUAGAUCAUUUGAGUUGGUUCUGUCGUCAUGGCGUCAGUUGGAGUCUGUCUUGCUUUAGGAUUGGUUCUGAUUGCUGGUACCAAACUCAGCACUGCACAGAAAUGCACACACCAAGAUGGAAAACAGUUCCAGGUAGGUCAUCACUACUUCCCUGACCUCUGCACGGAUUGUUUCUGUGAGCCCCCGGGCAUGUAUACCUGUACCACGAUAGAAUGUCCAGUGUUGCUGUGUGUGGACAGCGUCCAGCUGGAGAAUGAGUGUUGUCCUUCCUGUGUCAAUGGUCCAAGUUGUUCCACGGCAAGCGGUGUGGUCAUCCCUCUAGGGCUCCAGGUGAAGAUCAACAACGGCUCUACCUGUCAUUGUGUGCCAGACCUGCAGGAAGGCAGCGAGCAUGCCUUCACGGCACAGUGUUCAGUCAACAGAGGCUGAAAGAUUUCUUCCAGACAAAUAUACCAAAGGCUGAGGUUUCAGUACUCUAUGUUGGAUUUUUGUAGACACGUUUAGACAUAGCAUUACAACUUGUUCAGCUUUUUCUGUUUGUCUCACUUAUACCACUUGUUAUACAAUAAUGGACAUAUGAUGUAUUUUUUCCAUUGAAACUGUAAUAUGAAAUAAAAUAUCUUUUCACAUA
Messenger RNA from Physella acuta, 841 nucleotides. RefSeq names its product von Willebrand factor C domain-containing protein 2-like. Gene Ontology annotation, biological process: negative regulation of BMP signaling pathway. The record is from RefSeq and is a predicted model, not a curated record. NCBI's taxonomy places the organism in Eukaryota, Metazoa, Mollusca, Gastropoda, Physidae. Gene Ontology annotation, molecular function: protein binding. Gene Ontology annotation, cellular component: AMPA glutamate receptor complex.